GCCCAGCGGCGUGCCGAGGCUACAAGUGCGGCGGCUGGUGAUUGGGGGACUUUCUCCGGGAGCCUUGCGGGGAGAGCGCGCUGAGCUCGAGCCGCACCUGGCGGCCGAAGUAGACUUUCCGGAAGCUGCUGGGGAAUGUCUGACUAGCGUUCAUGGAGCUCUACUCCCUUGCUAAGAAGAGCAACCAGGCAGACCUCUGUGAUGCCAGGGACUGGAAUUCAAGAGGGCUUCCUGGUGACCAGGCAGAUACAGCAGCCACAAGAGCUGCUCUCUGCUGUCAGAGACAGUGUGAGUCCACCCCAAGAGCAACUGAGAUGGAAGGGUCUAAACUUAGUCCUUCUCCAACAUCCCCUUCCUACUCUCUGCAAAACAGUACCCUUCUUCCAGACGCCUUUCCACCAGGACCUCUCCACUCGGGGAACAACCAAAUAACAGCGGAACAGAAAGUCUGUAACUGCUGCAGCCAGGAAUUAGAAACUUCUUUUACCUAUGUGGACAAAAACAUCAACUUGGAGCCACAGAACCAGAGCUCGCCAUCAGUAAAAGGGCAUGAUCACCCUGGGGAGCUUGGCUGGGAAAAUCCAAAUGAGUGGUCCCAAGAGGCUGCCAUAUCUUUGAUAUCUGAAGAGGAGGACGAUACAAGUUCCGAAGCUACAUCUUCAGGGAAGUCAAUAGACUACGGUUUCAUCAGCGCCAUCUUGUUCUUGGUCACUGGCAUCCUGCUGGUGAUCAUCUCUUACAUCGUCCCCCGGGAAGUGACUGUGGACCCCAACACUGUGGCAGCCCGGGAGAUGGAGCGCCUGGAGAAGGAGAGCGCGAGGCUGGGGGCUCACCUGGACCGCUGUGUGAUUGCAGGGCUCUGCCUCCUCACACUGGGGGGUGUCGUACUGUCCUGCUUGCUAAUGAUGUCCAUGUGGAAGGGGGAGCUCUAUCGUCGAAACAGAUUUGCCUCUUCCAAAGAGUCUGCAAAACUCUAUGGUUCUUUCAACUUCAGGAUGAAGACCAGCACGAAUGAAAACACUCUGGAACUGUCCUUGGUAGAGGAAGAUGCACUCGCCGUACAGAGUUAAUUCUGGUUGUGAAUAUCUUGAGAGUCUGCCUUGGCAUUUUAUAGUAUGAAAAAAAAGUUAAUUUGUAAAAAAAAAAAAAAAAAAAAAAAAAAAAAAAAAAAAAAAAUUCACAGUGCAAUUUAUUUGCCUGGCAAGAAAAGUUUAUUUCACAAACCAACAGCCAAUGAGUGAUUUUGUUCUCCAUGUGAUCUGUAAUGGUCAGGAACUUCUACUUCAAUAGAAAAAUAUUUCUAAUGAUCCAGUACACAAAUAUGUGAUAUUACUCUUUGGA
Molecule: messenger RNA, 1341 nt
Organism: Saimiri boliviensis boliviensis (Bolivian squirrel monkey)
Lineage: Eukaryota; Metazoa; Chordata; Mammalia; Primates; Cebidae
Gene: TMEM74
Product: transmembrane protein 74
Source: RefSeq, a predicted model, not a curated record